CCUUAAUCUCUCCAUCACUUUCAGCUUUCUUCAGGAAAAUAUUUUAGUAUAUUUUAUUGUUAGAAAUAAUGGAAAGGGAAAUAAUGAACUGUGGCUUUCCAUGGGGUGUCUGCUGUUUGGCAAGUAAACAAGUAAGUAAACAAACAAACAAAUACAUACAUAAAUAAUCACUAUCCAUUAAACAAACAAACAAAUAAACAAACAAAAAAACAAUAGACAGAAAAAAGGUAGUAAAUAAAUAUUAAACAAGCAAACAAGCACAUAAACAAACAAACAAAUAAAUAAAUAAAUAAAUUGAUAGAUAAAAUCCCCAUCUAUUAAAUAUUAAAUAUUAAACAAACAAAUAAAUAAAUAAAUAAAUAAAUAAAUAGAUAGAUAGAUAGAUAGAUAAGCUCACUAUCCUACACUCGUUUUUGUACUCUUCACACCUGCACGCGCGCAGGAAAGCCGGUGCAGAAUGCGGAAGCGCGCGCUCAGUCUGCGGUGGUUACGGCGUGCGCGCGCGGUGGGUGACUCUGUACAGCAGUAGUAGUAGGAGCGGUUGAGGGGCGCGCGCGGAGACGCUGACGUUUACGCUGCUGCUGCUGCUGCUGAUGAUGAUGAUGUGGUCGGUGGUCUCUUUCCUGAGCAGCUCGGAACUGGUGGCCGGUUUCCAGCGCGCCUGCGGGUUGUUUCCGGCCCCACGCGCCACUCACGAGCGGCUCUGUUCCGGCAGCACGAGGAUCCACCGCCGCGUGAACGGCACGUCGCCGCCGUGUCAGGACGCCGAGCACGCGGUGAACGGACGCAAAAGCGACGCCUCGAGUUCUCAGUAUUUGGUGAGGAACUGGCCACUGUACUUCCUGUUUGUGGGAUCUGCCACUCUGGGAAAUGAAGUGUUCUACAUCUCUUUUCUGCCCUUCAUCCACUGGAACCUGGAUCCCUUCCUGUGCCGCCGCCUCGUCAACAUGUGGGCUGUGGUGAUGUAUAUAGGUCAGGUGAUGAAGGAUAUGUUGAAGCUCCCUCGUCCCUCGUCGCCCCCUGUGGUAAAAUUGGAGCAACGGAUUGAGUUUGGCAUGCCAUCAACUCACGCCAUGGCUGCCACAGCCAUCGCCUUCACACUGUUGCUGAGCGCACCGGAAAGAGUGAAGUUCCAGUUUGAGGUUGGUUUGGUCGUCGCCGUGGUUCUUUCAGCCCUCGUGAGUCUCAGUCGCCUCUAUACUGGGAUGCACUCAGCCCUGGAUGUGAUCUGUGGGACUCUCAUAUCCGCCCUCAUUCUGGUUGUGUCCUACCCUCACUGGGACAGCUUGGACUUCUUUCAGCUCAACAGCCCACUGUCCCCUGCCAUCACACUGGUUCUGCCCCUCAUCCUGUGCUACAAAUACCCCGAGCUGGACCACUACAGUGCUACACGGGGGGACACUACUAUCAUUUUGGGAGCCAGCGCCGGUUGUUCUGUCGGCUACUGGAUCAAUCAGCGGCUCGGUGUGACGUUCGAACCCUCAGGGCCCUUCCCGGUGACCCUGCCUCCCAUGACCCCAGUGAUCUUUACCCUUGGAUUUGUGCGGUUCUUCGUAGGAGUUUUGAUUCUGGUGCUGACCCGGCAGGCGGUGAAGUGGAUCGCACUGAGGCUGCUGUGCUUGCACUACGGUGUAGCGCUUAAUGACGUUAGCGCUCACAGGAGGAAGGAAAUCGAAGUGCCGCUGAAGUUUAGCACGUACUCGGCGAUUGGGCUGGUCAACAGCGUGGUGGUGUGUCGGGUUUUCAUGCUGAUGGGGCUGCUAUGACUUUGCUAAUGCUAACUAUAUCACAAUAUGGCAGCACUGAAACAAGACGCAGGCUGUGUCCCAAGAUUAUAACACUAAUCAAGGGGGAAAAAAAAGCAGAACUUCUCCCCAGAGUAGACGGCUAGCAAAUUAGUGGUAUGCUAGAUGCUAUAUAAAUCAACCCACCCUACUAAAGCCUGACGGAGGGACACAGGGACAUUUAACAGGGACAUAUCCUCUGGCUAUGUUACAGACCUAGCCGACUUUAAACUUCAAGGUUAGAACUGCUGUAUCAAAGUGCAUUAUGGGUAAUAUACACCUUCUCUUGGUCAAUGCUGCUCUAAAAUAAAAGUUCUAUGCUCUAGUGUUCGGCAUGGAGCCAUAAAAUGGCCGACAGUCCGCUGUAUACGUUUCUCAAAUCACUUGUACUGUUCACUACGUAGUUUCGUUUGCGAAAUCAAUCGCAAGAUUAGUACAUGUUUACAGUUACAGCGUGUUUAAUUGUGUGAUUAAGUCUCAGUUUAUUUCAGAUUAAUUCAAUCGAAAUGUUAUUUAUUUCAUCCUGAAGAUGAGCACACUUUUUUUUUUUUUUUUAUACACAGGUUUAUACUCUGAGUUUUGGCUAUAAAAGCAUCUGUUUAUGACUCUGUUAGCAAGGCGUUAAUGGGAAAUGAAUAAACGAGCAAGUGAAGAA
Pangasianodon hypophthalmus (striped catfish) is the source of this 2439-nucleotide messenger RNA. It is a transcript of the gene sgpp2, whose product is annotated as sphingosine-1-phosphate phosphatase 2. Lineage: Eukaryota; Metazoa; Chordata; Actinopteri; Siluriformes; Pangasiidae. The transcript is spliced from 5 exons. Gene Ontology annotation, molecular function: sphingosine-1-phosphate phosphatase activity. The coding region runs from base 594 to 1766 and encodes 390 amino acids. Gene Ontology annotation, cellular component: endoplasmic reticulum membrane. The record is from RefSeq and is a predicted model, not a curated record. Gene Ontology annotation, biological process: sphingosine metabolic process; phospholipid dephosphorylation.